UUUAGAAAUAUUAACCAACGUAGAAGCAACGCCAAGAUGCCUAAAGGAAUAAAUUUCUAUGGCAAAAAGGAAAACCAAAAAAAAAGGAAAAAAUAAUUCUGAUAGCAAUCCUUUAUUCCCAACUAAAAUCAACAAGUCAUUUAUAUAGUGAUCUCAUUGUGUUAAAAACUGUAUCUUUUGGUGCAGUGCAAUUAGCCCUGGAAAAUGAUCAUGGGAGCAGAGGGUUUUGGUACAAAAUCUGCAAUUUCGAAAACUUAUGCAAAUAUGGGGUUGAAUGAAUAUGAUAGAGGAGAUAAAGGAAAUCCAAAGAUUCUAUCAAUUGUAGCUUCAGUUGUUGAGAGGUCAGUUCAAAAGAAUGAGAAGGCACUGAAGGGAUCCAAUAAGAGAGGUAUUGUGACCGUCUUCCAUGGGACAAGAGCCCCUGUUUUGACUGUUCAGCAGUACAUUGAACGCAUUUUUAAGUACUCCAACUGCAGUCCUUCGUGUUUCGUGGUUGCAUAUGUAUACUUGGAGAGAUUCCUCAAUCUCUCUGAUUGUUUACUAACCUCUCUUAAUGUUCACCGCCUUCUCAUUACUAGCAUCAUGUUGGCUGUCAAGUUUGUAGAUGAUGACUGCUACAACAAUGCUUAUUAUGCAAAAGUAGGAGGAAUAACCACAACAGAACUGAACAAGCUGGAGAUGAAAUUCCUGGCAGCCCUUGAUUUCCGACUGCAUGUAAGUGUUGAGAGCUUUGAUAAGUACUGCUUGCAGCUAGAGAAAGAAUCCAAUGUGAAAUUACAGAUUGAUCGACCUAUCCGAAUUUUUGCAUGGGGAAAGGGUUUGGUAAACAAAGACAUAUCAAAUUGUUCACCUACAGUCGGAGGAUACACUUGUAGAGCUUUCUAGAGUGUAGGGAUCCAAUGGACAGACCUGAAGAGGCUGAGAAAAAUCUUCUGAAUUGUAUACCUGUCAUUGGAGAAUUGUGAAGGUAUUGAAUAUUAACUGCUGCUUUAUGCCUGAACUGUAAUUUGUCUGUACGUAUGUUUCAUGUAAUGCGUAAGGAACAAAAGCUGAAGCCAUAAAGAAUUAACAAUACUCUCCUAUAAAGCAAGUCAGCAAAAUUGCUAACACUCAAACAA
Messenger RNA from Solanum dulcamara, 1118 nucleotides. RefSeq names its product cyclin-P3-1. Gene Ontology annotation, molecular function: protein kinase binding. NCBI's taxonomy places the organism in Eukaryota, Viridiplantae, Streptophyta, Magnoliopsida, Solanales, Solanaceae. Gene Ontology annotation, biological process: regulation of cyclin-dependent protein serine/threonine kinase activity. The transcript is spliced from 2 exons. Bases 205 to 885 code for a protein of 226 amino acids. The record is from RefSeq and is a predicted model, not a curated record.